Messenger RNA from Candida albicans SC5314, 513 nucleotides. RefSeq lists its product as uncharacterized. NCBI's taxonomy places the organism in Eukaryota, Fungi, Ascomycota, Pichiomycetes, Serinales, Debaryomycetaceae. The transcript has a single exon. The record is from RefSeq and is a predicted model, not a curated record. The coding region runs from base 1 to 513 and encodes 170 amino acids.
AUGUUUAAAUCAUCUUUCAAUGCUAGUAGUUUCAUUCCUACAUGGUUCAAGAAACUGUCAACAUCAACACAAUCAAAUGCUGUUGAUCCAAGUACUAUUCCUAGAAACUUUACUAUAUCGAACACUGAUAAUAAAUUGAUCAAUGUGUCGAUGAACAAUGUCCAACACGAUGAUGAUGAAUUCAUUGAUAUUGAAACCAAACCUUUGAGUUACGCUGAAGUUGCCUCAUUGGGUAAAAACAAAAAGCAAACCAAUAUGGCCAAACCUAGUAAAGGCGUGAUCAAUAAGAAUCAAUUUAACGUGUUAAAUGAUAAGGAUAUUAACACUAAUGACGAUAGUGACAAAGAUGUUAUUCAUGGCAAAGAUGUUGAUAAUUAUCAAUAUGACCCAAUAAAGUCUGGUGACGAGUAUGAUAAAAGUAAGAGUUAUAAAUUAAAACAACAAAAGUCAGUUCAUAAGAAAAAACAAUUACAUCGUGAGUUUAAAGCUCAAAAAUUAAAAGCAAGCGCUUAA